Messenger RNA from Mangifera indica (mango), 1653 nucleotides. RefSeq lists its product as uncharacterized. Gene Ontology annotation, molecular function: protein binding. The record is from RefSeq and is a predicted model, not a curated record. The coding region runs from base 136 to 1311 and encodes 391 amino acids. The transcript has 11 exons. NCBI's taxonomy places the organism in Eukaryota, Viridiplantae, Streptophyta, Magnoliopsida, Sapindales, Anacardiaceae.
UGCACACAACCACGCACUAUCACUCGUCCUCCUAAAACCCUGACAUUGAGAAACCUCACAGCACCUCAACUUAACUCAAGCUCUGCCGAGUGCACUUUACGUCAGCUGAGUUUAAACUUAGGCGAUUCGUACGUCAUGCAAGUGCUCUCCAACGUGCGUCGACUCAGUAGAGUCUUGAAACCUUCGAGUCUCCUAAGCUCUCCCGAGAUACAAAUCUUCAUUUCAUCUAAUUGUUGUCACCAACAGUGGCUUCACCGCAAUAAUUUCUCUUCUUAUCCUUCCUGCUUCUCAGGGAUGAUUCAAGGAAAUCAUUUGGAAACAUCAACGGACUCACUGCAUUCAAUGUUGACAUCACGGGCUUACUUUUCAACGGAGACAAAAAGCAUUGAGUGCAAUCCCUCAGAGACUGUGAAGGAGCUAUAUGAUAAGAUGCUGGAAUCUGUGAAGGUUAAAAGUUCAAUGUCCCCAAACGCUUGGUUGUGGUCAUUGAUUGAAAACUGUAAAAACGGUGAUGAUAUCAAGCUUCUAUUUGACAUUUUGGAGAACCUCCGCAGAUUUAGACUGUCGAAUCUUCGCAUUCAUUCUAAUUUUAAUUGCAAUCUUUGCCGGGAAGUUGCUAAGGCAUGUGUUCGUGUAGGAGCCAUUGAUUUUGGAAAGAAGGCUUUGUGGAAGAAUAACGUGUAUGGAUUGAGUCCUAGUGUUGCAUCUGCCCAUCAUUUGCUGUCAUUUGCUAAAGAUCACAAGGAUGCUAAACUCAUGGUGGACGUAAUGAAACUUUUGAAACGCAAUGGUUUACCAUUACAACCUGGAACAGCAGACAUUGUUUUCAGAAUUUGCUACGACACUAAUGAUUGGGACUUGAUCUCCAAGUAUUCCCAAAAAUUUAUCAAGGCUGGGGUAAAGCUGCGGCAAACCACAUUCAACACUUGGAUGGAAUUUGCUGCCAAAAGAGGAGACACUGAGGCACUGUGGAAUAUCGAGAAGCUGAGAUCUGAGUCCAUAAAGCAGCAUACUCUUGCGACUGGGUUUUCAUGCGCUAAGGGUCUUUUACUAGAAGGGAAGCCCGAGGAAGCUGCUGCUAUUAUUCAACUUCUUAACCAGACUUUAUCUGAUGCGAAGAAGUCAAGUAUUAUGGAUGAACUUCAUAAGCUGAUAAAUGAGUGGCCUUUGGACGUUUUAAAGCAUCAAAAAGAGGAGGGAAAGAAGGCAUUGGCUACUGCCUUCAAAUCUGAUAUACCUGCCAUGGUUACCGCUCUUUCAAAUAGGGGCUUAGAGGUGAGUGUAAAUUUAGAACACUUGACUAGUCUAUGAAAGUGAAGUGCGUAAUGGCCAGAGAAAGGGCUCUUCAAUAAUUGCACCCUUUACAAAUGACACUUAUAAACUCCCCAAUUACUUGCUGACUCCUCCACAAAGAUUUCGUUUACUCUUUCCUUCCUGGAUGUAAUUCAUUAGAAUCAUCCAACUUAGACACAGCUUUUGUUCGGUUACAAGGUAAUUAAUUCUUAGAAUAUUUAUGGAGUCGAAUCUAGUUUCACUUUGAAUGAUUUUGUGUGACAUUCAUUUCAUAUCAAUCUUUGGGGUGGCUUUUUGACUUUGGACUUCCCCCUUGGAUAAUCUUAUAAAUGAUAAGAGUUGACGGUGAUUGCUCCAUCA